Molecule: messenger RNA, 1179 nt
Organism: Scedosporium apiospermum
Lineage: Eukaryota; Fungi; Ascomycota; Sordariomycetes; Microascales; Microascaceae
Exons: 4
Coding region: 1-1179 (392 amino acids)
Biological process (GO): carbohydrate metabolic process
Molecular function (GO): hydrolase activity, acting on carbon-nitrogen (but not peptide) bonds
Source: RefSeq, a predicted model, not a curated record
AUGUUCUUCAUCGGUAUUGUCACUGGCUCCCUGGCCCUGGCUGGCUUGGUCGCUGCUGGCGAUAUGCCAGACUCCACACCUUGGCUUAUUGACCUUCACUCGUCUCCUGCUGACGCUCAGAUUCAACAGGGUGUUUGCGGAAUCGGAGGCCAGUACUGCACCUCGCCUGGCUGCCAGCUCGCCUACGGCCCAGCCUGCCAUGGGAAUAUAUGGCCCCGCGGUCAUGAUACCUCCGACGUGUUACGGCCCAAGUUCGGCCAGGUCCCAUAUGGCGUCGACAUCACCAGUUGCACUACUCCGGGAACGAUGGCUCUCACUUUCGACGAUGGGCCCUACCAUUACACCAACGAGCUCCUUGAUCUCCUCAAAGAGAAUAAUGUUCUGGCCACUUUCUACGUCACCGGAGUGAACGGGGCCAAAGGUGCCAUUAACAACCGUUCAACAGCGAACCCUGCCAUGCUCCGACGGAUGCUGGCUGAUGGACACCAAAUUGCCAGUCAUUCCUGGAGUCAUGAGGACAUGGAAUCCGUCUCGCUGGAGGAGCGCCACAGACAGAUCGUCAAAAUCGAGAUUGCCCUAGCCGACCUAUUCGGGUUUUUCCCAACCUAUUACCGGCCUCCGUACACGAGCUGCGGGGCGGAUUGCAUGGCAGAGCUUGCGUCUCUUGGAUAUCAUGUUACAAACUACAAUCUUGACACGAAAGAUUGGCAAGUAGACGGAGCCAAGGCCAAGGCCAAUUACGAAACUCUUCUUGCCAAAGCCAAUCCUCGAACGGCUGGAGUGAUUACCCUUGCACAUGACAUCCACCUUGACACCGUUCACGGGCUUACUCAGUUCAUGAUCGAUAAGGCACGACAAGCAGGCUAUAAGCUCGUGACAGUUGGUGAUUGCCUCGGUGACCCAAGGUCCAACUGGUAUCGAGACGCCAAGACUGGAAACCCCGUCAGCGAAUCGGUCAUCGGCAACGCUGUCUCAAGCUAUGUUCGACCUUCCUCUAGCUCUCCUAGCGUGACAGUUGGAGAGAAGACGUCCGGGAGUCUUAGUCUCAACAGGGUGGCGGCUCCGUCGGGAAUCAAAGAAGAUGAUGAUUCUGUUGAACCCCAAAUAUCAGCGGCGAGUCUUGAUGCUGUUGGCUUGAGGAAGCGGACAAAAGCAACCGAUCUUGUUCCCUUCCAUUGA